Sclerotinia borealis F-4128 is the source of this 564-nucleotide messenger RNA. The record is from the annotation of a GenBank genome assembly. Lineage: Eukaryota; Fungi; Ascomycota; Leotiomycetes; Helotiales; Sclerotiniaceae.
AUGUUUCAAUCACUCAAAUCCAGCAUGACCGAGAAACUCGAAUUUCAACCCAAAGACGCCGAGGGGCGUCCCAGCACCCAAGAAAAAGUACUCUCCCAAAUCAAUGAGAAAAUAAAAGCCGCGCAAGAAGCCACAGAACAAGCAUCAUUGGCCCGCGAAAAAGCAUCAUCUCUCCCCGAUUCUGAAGAAGCGCAAGAGCAAAAAGCAAAGCUGAUUGAAGAAGCGAAGAAAUUUGAGAAUAGGGCAAAUUCGGAGCUGAAGCUUGCGCAGAGAUUACAGAGUGGUGUGUGGCAGGGUGGGGCUGGAGGAGCGGGGAUUGGAGCGGGAAUCGGGUUGGGUUUGGGGACGGUGGUGGGGACGGUUGUUGGUGGUGUGGCGAGUGUGCCGACGACGGGGUUGGGGUUGUUGGCUGGGAUGGGGACGGGGGCGGCUCAUGGGCCUUGGUUUAAGUUGCCGAAGAUUGGGGGGGAAGAGGGGGAGGCUGUGGAGGGGGAUGAGAAGGUUGUGGAGGGGGGGGGUGAAGAAGGAGGAGGGUCAGGUUCAGAAAGAGGAGGGAAAGAUUGA